AUGUCUCUUCACCCUUUACCCCUGCUCCUCUACACCCACACACCACCACCACCACCAUCUUCCUUUGUGGCAGUGUUUUACAGUCCUGAAAAGAUGUUCUCCCCAUUACAGGUGGUUUUGGUGACUCUGUCCGUGUCUUUGCUGCUUUGCAGCGUCAGUUCGGCACCAAGAGGAGACAUGCUGCUCCAGCUGCUACGAUCAGAAGUGGAUCCCAAGGAGAAUGAGCUUCAGGAUCUCUCUCGUUUGCUUCUUCUGAAGCAGCUUUCGGAGUCGGUGGCACCUGAGGAGAAAGAUGCUCUUGAAAGCACUGAUGAUCUUGAGGCUCGUAAUGAAGUGGUCCGCCAGAUUCCCCUCUCCCAACGAGAACGCAAAGCAGGCUGCCGGAAUUUCUACUGGAAGACCUUCACCUCUUGUUAAUCAACCUGCUUGGUUUGAAAUUUCAAUACCAUUUAAACUUGUGUAGGCAUCAAUAUUAAGAGGAUUUCUGGUCCUGUGCAUACAUCAUGGAUUGUAAUAACCAAUCUAUAUGUUCUUCAGUUUCUCCUCUAUCUUACACCAUCUGUAUUAACCAAGAAUGUUCUUAAAUUCACCAGCA
Messenger RNA from Sinocyclocheilus grahami, 595 nucleotides. RefSeq names its product somatostatin-1A-like. Gene Ontology annotation, molecular function: hormone activity. The transcript is spliced from 3 exons. The coding region runs from base 1 to 417 and encodes 138 amino acids. Gene Ontology annotation, cellular component: extracellular region. NCBI's taxonomy places the organism in Eukaryota, Metazoa, Chordata, Actinopteri, Cypriniformes, Cyprinidae. The record is from RefSeq and is a predicted model, not a curated record. Gene Ontology annotation, biological process: regulation of cell migration.